CAUAGGUUCAUAAUAUUAUGGGGAAGUAGACAUGCUGAAUGGAGGAAACUUGCGAAAAAAACAAGAAGGAAACGUAUAAGACAAAAAUUUGCUAGGCUCAGAGAUGAGGAAAAAGCUGAAGAAUGCAUUAGAAUUGCUAAUUCACCUACUCACCAAUGUUACUUAGCAGAACAAGCAAUCAGGGAAGAAAUCCUAGCAGAAGAAAAUGCUAAAAAAUCCAAGGACAGGGAACUCGAAUGGUUGAGAGUAGAAGUGGAAGCCCAAAGGCAAUUCCAAGAAUUGCAGAAGAAGUUGGCUCAAGCAAGAGAAGAAAGGACUAAACAGAAUGAGCAAAUAAAAGCAGAGUGGGAGAAAGAACAACUGAGGCAGAAAGAGGCAAGGGAAAAAGAAGAACAAGAACAUGAAGAACAGUUGAGACAACAGGAAUUAUUGAAUCAGAAAGUUGAAGACUUCCUUGAAUUAGGAGGGGAUACACCAGAACAUUUGAAAACUAUUUUGGAGACUAACCCCAACAGAACAAUUUGUCCUUUUUUCCAGAAAACAUCAACUUGUAGAUUCUUUGAUGUUUGCUCUAGAAAUCACAUACGUCCUGGUAUUAGUAGAAUCAUUCUAAUUCCAAACUUCUUCUCUCACUACAGUUUAGAGAAAGGAGAGGAACAUGGCAGUGAUUCUGGUCUUGAGUUUGAAAGUCAUGAGACAUACAAACAAUUUCGGGAAUUCUUCAAUGAUGUUGUUCCAGAACUAGAACAAUAUGGCAAAAUUAAAUUCUUUUUCACUUGUUGCAAUCAUGAGACACAUUUGAGAGGCAAUGUUUUCAUUGAAUUUGCAUAUACCAGAGCUGCUCUAAAAUGCUACAGGGGCCUUAAUGGGAGAUGGUAUGGUGGGAAGCAACUCAGUGUGCAGUUUGCAAGGGUGAAUAAUUGGAAGUCUGCAAUUUGUGGUAAGGGUGAACCUUCUUUUUGUUAUAUAGAAUAUUUGACAAAAUCUCUGUUUCAAAAUAAUUGCAUGAAGGGAACCUCAUGCAUAGUCCUCUUAACUCAUUUUAUCUUAGGACUCUUCAACUCCCAACGAUGCCCUAAAGGAAAUAGCUGUAAUUUUCUGCAUGUAUUCAGGAAUCCCAAAAACUCUUAUGGUUAUGAAGAACAAAGGCAUUGGAACAGUGAUCAUGGAAAGAGCAAAGUUCAUUCAACUUCACAUAGCUGGAGAUGGUCAGAGUCUCCUAACCAAACAUCACUUCAAAAGUCUGAAUGGGAAAGUGAUGAAGAAAGUAAUUAUAAGUUGAAAUAUAAUCACAGAUCACACAGAAGGCGAAGUAGAUCAAGAGAUAUAGGAAAUGGGUUGUCUAAAAGAUCAGUUUCUCCUACACACAAAACCAGUAAGAGUUCCAGAUCUAGGAAGUCAGAAAGGAAGAAAAGAAGCCACCCAAAAAGCUCCCACUAGCCCUAAUAGACAAUAUAGUUUUAUGGAAUAAAUAAUAUUCAAAUCAAAAUUUUGUUGAAUUAUUU
Phaedon cochleariae (mustard beetle) is the source of this 1505-nucleotide messenger RNA. The record is from the annotation of a GenBank genome assembly. Lineage: Eukaryota; Metazoa; Arthropoda; Insecta; Coleoptera; Chrysomelidae.